GUGACGCAGCGUGGCCGAGCCGAGAGCCCUGCGGCUGCGCACCGAAGAGGCAAGGCGUCGCGUUUGGUCGGCGGGGGGCGCUAAGCGAGGAAGAUGCUGCUGGUGCUGUCGGAGGAGCACAAGGAGCACCUGGGCUUCCUUCCCCAGGUGGAGAGCUCAGUUGUCAGUGAAUUUGGUCGUAUUGCUCUGGAGUUCUUAAGAAAAGGCACGAAUCCGAAAAUCUAUGAAGGAGCAGCAAGAAAACUUAAUGUUAGCAGUGAGACAGUUCAGCACGGAAUAGAGGGAUUAACAUAUCUUCUCACUGAGAGCUCAAAACUCAUGAUAUCUGAGAGAGAUUUCCAAGACUCUGUGCUUGUACUGGGGUUCUCUGAAGAACUGAAUGCCAUAUUACUCCAGCUGUACCUUGAUAACAGAAAGGAGAUCAGGAGUAUUCUGAAUGAACUGGCACCAAAACUCCCUAGUUACCACAGUCUGGAGUGGAGACUAGAUGUACAGCUUGCUAGCAGAUGUCUGAGACAACAAAUUAAGCCAGCUAUAACUCUAAAGCUGCACCUUAACCAGAAUGAAACUCAAACUACCAAAAUAUUACAAACUGACCCUGCUACGUUAUACCAUCUGAUUCAACAACUGGAGCAAGCUUUAGGGGAAAUGAAAACAAAUCAUUGUAGGCGAAUUGUGCGAAAUAUCAAAUAGUGUUGUCUUCUUGGUAAAUGUAUGGAAAAAUGGAAAACUGUGUUUUCAAAAUGAUGAUGCAUCUGGAUUAGUUGGAACACUUUUCUGUGCCAACGUCUUGAGGCAGUGUUUACAGGCUGAAUUUGUUUGGGUGCUAACCAUAUUAUACUGCCUGAUGCAAGUUAGAAUAAUUGUCCUGUAAUUCAACCAGAUAUAAAUAAAAGUUGAUUAUGUGUGGUUUUCUAACUUUUAUGUAGAGCUGCCUUUUGCAUAAUAGGCAGCUCUGUUGUUUAUUAUUCCUCAUCUUUUUCUGACUUGUAUGAAUAAAGAAGCAAUCAUACAGUAAUAUUUUAGCUGUCUUUGAUCUUCAGGAGGAUUUCUUGCAAUGACAGAAUUAUUUUUGAGCAGGCUGCUACUCAGUGAUACCGAAGGAAGCUUCAUGUCAUGACUAAUUGGUGUUUGUGUAUAAGGAAAUAACAGCAGCUUCUUAUUUAUUUAUUAUAUUUGUAUACUGCCUGAUAUAUACAUCUCUAAGUGGUAUACAAAAUUUAAAACAAAAUAUAAAGCAGAGUAACAACAAUGAAAAUAAAUAUUUGUUUAAAAUAAGAACAAAUUAAGCAGUUUAAAAUUAAGUUAAAAGCUUGCAAAAAUAGGUGUGUCUUGAAGGUUGUCUUAAAAGUAAACAAAAAAGAUGCUCUUACUUCAACAAGGAGCAUAUUCCAAAGUCCCGGAGCAGCCAUAGAGAAGGCUUGGUCCUGCAGACCUCUCCAUUAUAGAGCGGUAUAUAAAUGUAAGUGCUAUUGCUAUUGCUUGCUAUUAUCAGACUUCUCCAGAAGAUUGUAAAAGGUGGCAGGUUUCAUGACAAAGAAGGCGCUCUCUUAAAUAUCCUGGGCCCAUAACAUUUGUAAGAUGUUUCUUUCUGCACAUGAACUGACUUGGAUUGGUCUCGAUGAAUAAUGUAACAUUAAGACAGAAUGUACAAGAGGGUCUCUGCAGUAGUGUGAAUUAUUGCUGGUUUAACUCAUGAUUGCAUGGCAUUAUUCAUACAAGUGUGUGCCAAAGUGGAUACAGCUACUCUCAUGUAGAAGAAAAUACCUUAUAUGAAUUAGUCUUCAGAGCCAAUAACGACAACAAAUAUUUAAAAAAGUAUAUUUGUUUUUAAUUGGUCUGCAUAAUAGUGGGAUAAAAUAAAUAUGUUAUGUAUUUGUUCUACAUUACAUUUGCACACUACAUGUUUUUAUGGAUAUGGAUCUGAUUUGUAUAUGUUUUAACGGUUAAAUUCUUGGUUUGUUUUAUGCUGUAAACUGCCUAGAGACUUCAGUAGGGGGUGAUAUACAAACAUUAAAUAAAUUCAUUGUGUAAUGGUAUGUUACAGCAUAGCAGCCAAAGA
Molecule: messenger RNA, 2062 nt
Organism: Hemicordylus capensis (graceful crag lizard)
Lineage: Eukaryota; Metazoa; Chordata; Lepidosauria; Squamata; Cordylidae
Gene: COMMD2
Product: COMM domain containing 2
Exons: 5
Coding region: 94-693 (199 amino acids)
Source: RefSeq, a predicted model, not a curated record